AUGGCAGCAGACAAGCCACAAUACCAGCAUUUCAUUCCACAGUUUAUUCUAAAGAACUUCGACCACCCAUUCGUCUGUCCCAGAUCCUCCAAACCUGGCUCAAGAUGCAAAAAGCGCCACCACAAGAAAGGCAAACACCCCGGCGAUCGGGUGGUAAAUUGUCUACAACUGAUACCAGAGGGUUUUAAAAUUGAAGAGCACUCAAUAAAGCGAGUGUGCGGUCUUCAUGAAAUGUACACAGAUCCAACACCAACAGCCAAAUUUCCUCGCCAGCUGGAGGAGAAAUUCGGCAAGCUGGAGAAUAGGGCCAGUCAUAUUGUCCGCCACAUUAUCAAAUGUCACCAAGAGCAGGACAGCGUCAAGCUCACCAGGAUACAACAGACUACAUUGCGCAAGUUCGUUUACUUACAAAAGCAAAGAAGCUCUGGUUUCUACAAGACAUACAACCACGAGAGUAUUGACGAUUAUGACAUAAAUGAUCGGGCUCUUUUACGAGACUUUAUGACUAAAAAGGGAAUUCACCGACCAAUAGAUGUCUGGUUGCAGGGUUUAAGCUCUAUCAUUGAUCUUGAAAUGGAUGUGAAUAAAGUCUGGGUAGAGAUUCUCAAGGCAACUGUCUAUCCAGGUAUUUCCCGCCACUUCCAAGAGCAUAUCACGGAGUUUUGGAUGUCAUUUUGCACUCUUCUGGACGAAAACGAAGAAUUCAUCCUAACUGAUACGGCUUACUCCAUCUACGAAGGGCCAACUGAUGACUAUCAAGAUGCGAAAACUGGAGAAUGGCUUCGUUUGGGACCGCGCUUCCAUAUGUUUGCGCCUAUCUCCCCCCGAGUGAUGGUCAUAUUGCGUAGCAACCAUCUUCCAGAACCGCUCGAGGAUAGUAUCGCUGACCGAAGUGCUGAUCGGAAAAUGUGGCGACAGAUUGAGAUUGACUCAGUUUACGGAGUGGGUAAAACGUCAAUUUUGGAGGAUCUCCCCGUUCACAAAGCUUUCAACAGUUAUUCGCACAUUGUUGACGGAAAAUGGGUAAUGCGACAGGAUUGGGAUCGGCAGCUCCGUCAAACCGACACGUUUACAUUUCCCUUCUUCAAGAUUUCUACACAACAUGGACGCAUAAUAAGUGGACUUCUUCUUGAUCAUGCUUUCAAUGGUUCGACAAUCAUCUUCGACCGGAAAGGCCCAUUCCUCGACCUCCUCGAAUGGUUUCUGACGGAGCCAUGUGAGGUUGGCAAGAGGCUUGGCGGAGAGCAACAUGAAGAUCAGGAAAAGUACAUUGAGCGGCUGACAGCCUUGAUGCAUGUUGAGGGUCGGAAUAUCACCGUGAAUACCACGUCUCGACAGACAUGGCACCAUCUUGAUAUCGAAAGAUUUAGAAAUCAGACUAUUCAUGCCACGAGGUGGCUUGAGGAGAUCGAGAAGGGCCACGUCUACGACAAACAGGAUGAGGUAGAGCGGGAGGAAGUUCCUACAAAUGACCCAAACCCUGACGAUGAGGGACUUGGCAGCUGGAAAACCGCGGCCAAUCAGUGGCUCGAAUCCCUCGAAGAAAAGAGCUCCGAGAUAGAGCCAAUUGGUAACAAUUCCAACCAUCCUGCUGGAGGUGCGUCAGAUCAGACACACAAAAGCAACCCGCAGGGGAAUUCAGAGCAUUGGGAAAAGGAUAGCGAGGAACAGAAUGUUCUCGAUCCUACUGCAAAGUAUGGAGAUGGUUCUAGGGAGGAUUUGUUGGUUCCCGAAAUCCAUAAGAUAAUCAUCCGCCGGUGGAGAUCCCCUUCCUUCGGACAUGCCCUGUUAUCGGCUCGGAAGAUCCAGGCUGGAGACCUGGCAGAAGCGGAGGUGAUGUUUCGUGUCUGGCUCAUUAAUGGGCAGUUAGAUCUACGGAAGGAUAUUCCGGCCACCAACAGGCUUGGGAGGCUGUUGGAGAGGUUCCAGUCACAGCAACCAACCACUCUUUUCUGGCUAUUUUUGAAGGUAUUCAGGUACACUAUAUGGAGCCAAGAGCACGGUAAACCGACUGCUGAGGCUGAAUUGGAAGAAUGGGACUGGGAGGGGCCCGAGGAUAAGCUUUUGAACAGUAAAGUUGACUCUCUCCUUGCGAUGUUACAUGGGUACUAA
This is a messenger RNA of Fusarium sp. VM40, 2112 nucleotides long. NCBI's taxonomy places the organism in Eukaryota, Fungi, Ascomycota, Sordariomycetes, Hypocreales, Nectriaceae. The record is from the annotation of a GenBank genome assembly.